Messenger RNA from Torulaspora globosa, 1272 nucleotides. It is a transcript of the gene XDJ1, whose product is annotated as Xdj1p. Bases 1 to 1272 code for a protein of 423 amino acids. The record is from RefSeq and is a predicted model, not a curated record. The transcript has a single exon. Gene Ontology annotation, molecular function: Hsp70 protein binding. Gene Ontology annotation, cellular component: cytoplasm. NCBI's taxonomy places the organism in Eukaryota, Fungi, Ascomycota, Saccharomycetes, Saccharomycetales, Saccharomycetaceae. Gene Ontology annotation, biological process: protein refolding.
AUGAGCUCGCUGUAUGAGGUGCUGGGGGUGUCGCCGGAUGCUACACAGGCAGAGAUCAAGCGGGCAUACCGCAAACUGGCGCUGCAACACCAUCCGGAUAAGGUGGUCGACGAGUCGUUGAGGGAAGAGAGCGAAGUCAGGUUCAAAGAGAUCACAGCGGCGCAUGAGAUUCUGAUUGACGAGGAGAGGAGGGCGCAUUACGAUCGGUACGGGGACGGCAGCGGGUUUGCGGGUCGAGAUGAGUUCGAAGAGGCGGCGUUCAUGAACUUCUUCCACAGCUUUGGGCCGUCUGGCCCGGGUGGGUACGGUGGGUUUGAGGAGCCGGAGGCGGAGAGGUCUCGAGACGUCCAGGUGGUGUUGAGCGUGUCUAUGGCGGACUGCUACAACGGGAAGAGCUUCAAGUUCCAGUCGAAGAGGAACGUGGUGUGCGAUCGGUGCCGCGGGUCAGGCUGGCGCAGACGCAAUGGGCAGGUAGUGCCGCCUCCCGAGGUCGAAUGCAGGCCGUGUGGCGGCCAGGGCUCGAAGCAGAGGAUAAGAAGGGUGGCUCCCGGGUUUGCGGCGACCGAGACUGUCAAGUGUGCCAGCUGCGGCGGGAAGGGCAGACAUGCGGCAAGGCCCAGCUCGGAGAAGAAUAAGUGCAAGAAGUGUGCCGGCAACGGACUGCUGAAGGAGUCGAAGGCGCUCAAGGUGUCCAUUCCGCGAGGCUCGCGCCAGGGCGACCAGAUCGUGCUGGAGGGCGAGGCAGACCAGGAGAUCGGCAAGCCUGUGACGGGCGAUCUGGUGUUUGUCGUCGAGGAGGGCACGACGUGUCCUGAGGGAGCCGAUCUGAGGAGGCAGGGCUUCGAUCUCAUCACACAUCUCACCAUAUCCUUGGCGGAAGCGAUCACUGGGUUCAGCAAGCGCCUGACAAAGACGCUGGACGGCAGGAUCCUGAACUUGAACGUGCCCGCCGGUAAGGUGAUCAGGCCCGGCGAUAUCGUGAAAAUACCGUUGGAAGGGUGGCCAAUGGACUCCAGGAAGGCCGGGGACCUUUACGCUAUCAUGAACAUCGAGUUCCCGCCCGACAACUGGUUCAGCGAGAGAUCCGAUUUGUUGCAAGUGCAAAACGUGCUGCCUGCCGAGAGAAGUCCGGGCGCACUGGACGAAGACCCUAGUAACACCGAGACAGUGACCAGAAUGACCAUCGUUCAUGAAUUGCCGAAUAUUUCAAAUGAAGGCCAGUACAAGGAUUCUGGUACAAAACCGGGAACUCCCGGAUGUGCUCAACAAUGA